UGGUUCCAUUCAUCCAUUCCUGUCCCACCACCUUUCCAGUCCCAGCCCCAAGAGACCAGGACACAAGCCAAUCAGCAGAGGGGCUCAAGCCCAUCUCCCACUCCAAAGCUAAUGGAAAGCCUUUCCUAAAGUAAAUGUUUAUUGUCCAGUCUGCUCAGAGUGGAGAGUCACAGUUUCCAUGGACCUGCCUUGGGCAGGGCUACUUUGAAGGGUGUGGUAUACAGGUCAGUGGUAUCUGACCAGUACUUUUCCUAUCAGACUUGGAAACUGGAAACUGGACCUAACCUCUUAGAAUCUCUUAAAAUACGACAAUAACAAGGAACUGCACUGAGCAGAGCACCAAGAUUACAAAUACAAGCAAAUAAGACUGUUUGCCCACAAGGAGCUCAUGGCCUGAUGAAGAAGAUGAUACUUAAAGGGAUCUAGAAAGGGCAGAAUAGUACCUCUGAGGGAGUAUGAAAUGAAGAGGAAACCAGACAGAGCAAGGUGUGUGAGAGCAGCGCAGUGACAUAUGCUGGGGGAGUGGAGAUGCUGAGGCUGCUGAAUCUCUCGAGCUCAGAGUUCUGAAUUUCAGAGGGGGAGUAAAGGGAAGGGAAUAAACAUCUGUAUAAUACCUAUAAUGUUCCAGGGGCUCCCCUAGGGUAAGCAACACAUGUGACCAGAGGAGGUCCCCGAGGGAUGUCGACUCAGGAGCUCACUGUCCGUCUGUGCCAGGAGGGAGACCGGCACCUGGCCCUGGAUGAGCUCCCCCUGGCCACCGCCUUCUACCUGGCCGCAUUCAGCUGCCACCCGCCCUCAGUGGUGCAGAGGGCACAGCAGUCACUGAGCCAGGAGCAGACAGAGCGGAUGGUCUCCGUGCUGGAGGCCUGGUGCCGGGGAGAAGCCCAGAUCCCCUCUAUCCACUGGGACGGAAUGGCCGUGGUCUCCCUCACCGUGGCCCUGGCUGCGGCCUUCCUCGGAGCCCUCCAGCCCAACAACCUGGCCGCCUCCCUCUGCAGACUGACCAUCCUGACGGGGCAGGGACGCCACGAGGAGGUGGCCAGGAGAUGCGAGGCGCUUCUGGAGGGCCCCGCCGCAGGACCCCUGGAGCUCCGGCUCAUGCGCGCUCUAGCCUGGGUCCUGUCUGGGACCAAAGCGGGCGCUGGCGUGACCGAGUACCUCCAGGCUUUUGUCACACAUGCCCAACAAACUCUGGGCUUCAUCUUCUCUCAUCAGCAGGACCACCUGCCCCUGCUCAUCAGCGCCUGCCAGGAUCACCUCCUGGAGCCCAGUGAGGCCGAGGCAGCUGGAGGCGGGUGGGGCAGUGACUGCCAGCGCUUCCUGGCGGCCCUGGCGCCCAGCGAGACCCAGGCAGCCUCCGCCCAGGCCCUGUCUCUGUUAAGGACGGGCAGGUUGGAGGAGUGCAUGACCACAUGCAGCCAGGCCCUUGAAUCAGCCUCCACGGCGGGCAAACUCCAAGGUACUAACCAAGUUUUUAAGUUACUAACCAUGAAAAGAGAGAGCCCUUCCAUCCUGCUGGUUACUGGAGCGCCUCCUUCUCCUGGUCCAGCGGAGCUCUCCAGACCCAGACCUCCGGCUUCUAACGGCCAAGAGAUGAGGAUUUUCCUCGGACGUGAGCUUGAUCCUGGCGGGCCAGGCGACGCUGAGACGGAUCCUUCCAAUGCGGUGAGACUGGAGGACUCAAGCCGACGGGCGGAGCUGGCCCCAUCCUCACAGCCGCGCUUCUCCGGUGGCCCCGGACAGCGGGAGCUGACGUCGCCUCAUGCUGCCGCUGCUGUCCGACGCCAGGGCCCUGCCUGGACGCCUCCUCCUGAGCGCCCACCCACCGCACGCUGCCAGCUCCCGCUUCUGCGCUCCACCAGGCCGGGCCGCCUGGGCCCGAUUUCUUAUUCCCCUUUUCUAAGGGAUGCUUGUGGGGUGCACCAGCUGGCAGCCCUGCUGAUGGAGCUGGAUCCAAGUGAGGAGAUAUCCAGGCUUCUCAGUGCAGAUGCCCUCUACCAAAUGGGCCGUGUUGAAGACGCACACAAGACCCUCUUGGUGGCGCUGUCCAAGAGCCCCCACACGGCCCCCAUCCUGGCCCGCCUGGCCCUGCUGCAGCUACGGAAGGGCUUUUUCUACGAUGCCAACCUGCUGAUAAAGAAAGUAAUCCAGAUUGGAGACACCUCCUGCCUCCAGCAAAUCAUGGAGAUCUUCAGGGAAGAGGACCGGAAGCUACUACAGACUCACUGCCAUUCUAGGGCUGUGACAAUCCUGAAGAAUAAACAGGGGGACACAUAUACCAAAGAGGCCAUCGCCUACCUCUCUCUUGCCAUCAUUGCCUCAGGAAGUCAGGCAAGGGAAUCCCUCCUGGCCAGAGCCAGAUGCUAUGGCCACCUAGGCCAGAAGAAAACAGCCAUUUAUGACUUCAACACCAUUCUCAAGACUGACCCUACCAAUGUGCAGGCUCUGUGUGGUCGGGCAUUUAUGCAUCUGGUUCUGAAUCAGCAGAAGGAGGCGGUAGACAGCAUCAUCUCUGCUCUUACCCUGGAUAUGGCAGGUGUGGUCCCUGAGAUCUUGUCCCUGAAGCAAGAAGCCCAGGUCUUCAUCACUCAAGGCCUCUACUCCCACUGUAGAACUGGGCUGAACCAGCUGGCUUCAGACAGAAACCUUCCUAGGGAGGAAGCCUCUGAGAAACUGCUGUCCAUUGGGGAAGCACUCAUCAAAAUAGAUGCCACAAAAUCCAGUUGGAGAAUUUUCCUUGUGGAUAUUUUGAUUUUGACAGGUUGCUAUGAGAAAGCUCUUGAACAUCUACAAGAAGUCCUUGGACCCACUCCCAGGUUUGAGCCUGCCCAGGCCCGUCUGGGUUUCCUCCAGUUGAAGAAGAAAGAACUUGGAGCUGCCAUUCACAACUUGGAGCCCCUAGCUGGGAAAGACCCCAAGGAUCUGGGCUUCCUCUUGCAUCUGUUGGACACCAAGCAGCGGCACAGUCUCUCACAGGCAGCAGCUGAAGAAGGAAAUGCCCUAGGGAAGGAUCAGUGUCCAGAGAAGGCUCUUGGCUAUUACACCCUGGCUGUCCUGGCCAGCAAUGGGAACCCUAGAUACCUCCGGCUGAGGGCGACCUGCCUGUCCCACCUGCAGGACUUCAGUCGUGCCCUCAGGGACUUGGACAAAGUGAUCCAGAAGCACACAGCCAGUGACCUUCAGACACAAGUGGAAGAUUUUUGCUCUCGAGGCCGGAUGUUUUUGGGCCUCAGAGACGAGGCCAGUGCCGUGGAAGAGUUCAUCCGAGCCUUCCAGCUCUCGCCAUCCCUGGCUCUGCGGAGUGUGUCUGCUCAGCCAGGACCCAAACAAUUGGCCCAGAUGUUUCACGUGGCAGGUCAGCACUGCUUAGAGGAACAGCGCUAUGAGGAUUCAUGGAAGGUGAUCGAGUAUGGCCUCCUUCUAGAUGAAAACAGCAGCGAUUUGAAGAAACUUCGAGGGAGGCUCAAGAGAGAAAUCUCAUGGGGCUGCAGUAUUCACUGACCUGCAGAAAAAGAGAGGCUUUUAAAAGCCAACCCCUCCACUUCUCCCUGGGGAGUAUCCGUCCUCCUUUGAUUAGAGAGGACAGGGGAAAGUGGUCCUUUAAUAUGAGACUUAAUCACAGUUGGCUGUCCAUUUUUUCUGUUAUCUUCCUGGCAGACUGUCAACUACUUUUUAGAGGACGAAAUUGAGAUAUCCAAAAUUAGCCUAAAUAAUAAUAAUAAAAGCUAUCAUUUGCAUUGCAUUUUAAGACUUGUGAUGCACUUUCCAUAUGUAACCUCAUUUGAUUAUUGCAACAAUUCUUUGAGAUAGAUGCUUUU
This is a messenger RNA of Sarcophilus harrisii (Tasmanian devil), 3818 nucleotides long. RefSeq names its product tetratricopeptide repeat domain 34 (gene TTC34). The transcript is spliced from 11 exons. The record is from RefSeq and is a predicted model, not a curated record. The coding region runs from base 679 to 3501 and encodes 940 amino acids. NCBI's taxonomy places the organism in Eukaryota, Metazoa, Chordata, Mammalia, Dasyuromorphia, Dasyuridae. Gene Ontology annotation, molecular function: protein binding.